UAGGGCAUAUGGAAGCAAGCAAUUUCAUUUUGAAAUAGUUUUGCUCACACCAACGGACUACAUAGUUGUGUCCAACGAACAUGCUUGUAGUCUUUGUUGACGUACGAAACAUGCCGGGAAAAGCCGUACAACAGUAGCAGGAUCAACUCUCGAGAACUUAAAUUUGUUGUAAUUUCUGUGUUCGUGUCCCGCAACCACAUACAUCAUACAAGCACAUAUCAAUACAUAGAGAGGUCAUUCUGCUGCUGGAACCAGUACCAAGUUGCUGACUUUGUGGUGGACGCAUCGUGGAAGCAGACAUAUACCUGGUGUUAGUAGGCCUGCUUCACUGAACUGCCAGCAUCAGGUUAUCUGAUACAGCAAACCACUGCCCUUCGUCUUCGCGGAAGGAAUCCUGGUAUCUAGAUAUUAGAAGAGCGAGCGCCUCUUUCUUCCAAACGUAACACGUAAAAUACAGAUUCAUCCCAGCCUGAGAAUACUUGAUUCGUCUGCUUCAUUAUGAGGUUCCGGUUCUGCGGAGAUCUGGACUGCCCAGAUUGGAUUCUUGCAGAAAUAAAUACGUUGGCGCGUAUGACGUCAAUUAAAAUGAAGCUGCUUUGCCAGCAGGUAGCACGGUCGCUUAUAGGAGAGGACAUCGACUACGACAAAGUUAAGAAGCUUACGGCGGAUGCAAAAUAUGUCACUGGUGAUGUGAAGGGAUGCGUGGCAGCAGUGUCUUUCGUGCUAACAUCAGGUGCACGCCAUGGGGUGACAGAGGAAGCACUCUCUAGCGAACUGCAGCAGUUGGGGCUGCCACGUGAACUGAGUGCUGCACUCUGUCGUGUCUACAGUGACAACCUACCUGCUAUUACUGCUGCUCUGCGUGACAACUCACUCCGCUUGAGCCAUCUGAAAGAUGUAAGCUGGCGUGUUGACUUGGUUGGUGGGUCAAAUGUUUUGUCUGUUGAUGGUGAAAUCAGACCAGAAGUGUGCUUGAAGCUUCAGGUGCUUGAUUGUCUAACAGGAGAAGAAAAAUAUCACCAAUUUAACGUGACAGAGGCUCAGUUAAACAUAAUGAUUGAUGAUCUGAAAAAGGUGACAGGCAUUAUUGAUAGCCUGUAGAACUUCCAGCUGUGAAAUACAUCAAUAUAAAACUGUGAAAAUCAAAACUGCUUUGUUAUGAUGGAAUUCCAUUAAAUUGUUUUCUUUCCAGUAAUAAAUGAGAAAUGUAUUACUUGAUGAAA
Messenger RNA from Schistocerca nitens (vagrant locust), 1223 nucleotides. Its product is annotated as COMM domain-containing protein 4. Lineage: Eukaryota; Metazoa; Arthropoda; Insecta; Orthoptera; Acrididae. Bases 499 to 1101 code for a protein of 200 amino acids. The transcript is spliced from 12 exons. The record is from RefSeq and is a predicted model, not a curated record.